GGGCAGCCUUUUAAGUUCUCAGUAUUGGAGAUUUGUGACCGAAUUAAGGAAGAAUUCCAGUUCCUCCAAGCUCAGUAUCACAGCCUGAAGCUGGAAUGUGAGAAGUUAGCAAGCGAAAAAACAGAGAUGCAGAGGCAUUAUGUGAUGUAUUACGAGAUGUCCUACGGUUUGAAUAUUGAAAUGCAUAAACAGGCUGAGAUUGUCAAGCGGCUAACGGCUAUCUCUGCCCAGAUUAUCCCGUUUCUCACACAAGAGCACCAACAGCAGGUCUUGCAAGCCAUGGACCGGGCCAAGCUGGUGACAAUGGGGGAGCUGAACAACAUCAUUGGGCAGCAGCAGUUACAACAUCUCUCCCAUCAGGCCCCUCCGGUUCCCUUGACCCCACACCUUUUGGGGUCUCAGGCUUCUAGCUUGGCUGCAGUCAGCACGGCCUCUGGGCUGCUGGCCCUCUCCGGGACGUUGGGGGCUCAGGCCAUCCUUGGGGCAAAGCAAGAAAACGCCGGGCAGGACUCCGAAAACAAUCCAGGGAACCCACAAAGCCGGAGCGAUUCUGCGUCUCCUCCGGAGAGCCUGCAAGAUGAAGAACGGGAGGAAGAGAGCAGGGGGAAGGCCAAGCCGCCGGACAAGGAAGAGGUGGGGCGUUAUGAAAGCGAUGGGGAGAAGAGCGACUGCAACCUGAUUGUGGACGAGGACCCUCCUUCUGAGCACGGGAGCCCGCUGUGCGCCUCGGCUGCCCAACUCCUGCCCAGCCAAAGGGGCUUUACGAACAGUCCAGCCUCGCUGGCAUCCAGUCGCAGCACCACACCUGUCAAAGGCAAGGACCCGAAUUUGAACGAAACCAAUCCAGCUUCUUCCAAAUCAACCAGUUUGUCUCCAGUCUCUGAAAUACUCACUCCCCGAGCCGGCCCGAGUUACGUGCCUCAGAUUGCAAAGCCGUCCACCAGCGAUGUUAUCACCUUGAGGAGUCCGCUAAAUUCUUUCACCAGCAGUUUUGCUUCACCUUUCGGGGUGAUGCCUCACGCCGGCCUCAAUGGCGAAUUAGCUGCACCGAGUUCCUACGUCGGCAUCCAUCUUUCUGCAGGCCCCGGAGGAUACGGACGGUCUCCGCUGGUGAGCUUUGGGGCAGUGGCUUUUGAAUCUCACCCACACUUGCGGGGAUCCCCUCUCUCGGCCUCCCUCCCUGCAGUCUCAAGCAGCAAGCCGGCCUACUCCUUCCACGUAAGCGCGGACGGGCAGAUGCAGCCGGUGCCCUUCCCGCCCGACGCCCUGAUCGGCUCCGGGAUCCCGCGCCACGCCCGCCAGCUGCACACGCUCUCCCACGGCGAGGUGGUCUGCGCCGUCACCAUCAGCCACUCCACCCAGCACGUCUACACAGGGGGCAAAGGCUGCGUCAAGGUCUGGGACGUGGGGCAGCCGGGCACCAAGACCCCCGUGGCGCAGCUGGACUGCCUGAACCGAGAUAAUUACAUCCGUUCGUGCAAACUUCUUCCCGACAGUCGCAGUCUCAUCGUUGGGGGUGAGGCCAGCACCUUGUCCAUCUGGGAUUUGGCAGCCCCCACGCCCCGGAUCAAGGCCGAGCUGACCUCCUCUGCCCCAGCCUGCUACGCCCUGGCCAUCAGCCCCGACGCCAAAGUCUGCUUCUCCUGCUGCAGCGACGGCAACAUUGUGGUCUGGGAUCUGCAGAACCAAACCAUGGUUAGGCAGUUCCAGGGUCACACGGACGGGGCGAGCUGCAUCGAUAUCUCCAAUUAUGGCACCAAACUCUGGACCGGCGGUUUGGACAACACCGUCCGAUGUUGGGACCUCCGCGAAGGCCGCCAGCUGCAGCAACACAACUUCAGCUCCCAGAUCUUCUCCCUGGGCUACUGCCCCACGGGAGAGUGGCUGGCGGUCGGGAUGGAGAGCAGCAACGUGGAAAUCCUCCAUGUGAUGAAAUCGGAGAAGUACCAGCUGCAUCUUCACGAGAGCUGCGUCCUCUCCCUGAAGUUCGCUUCCUGUGGCAAAUGGUUUAUCAGCACGGGCAAAGAUAAUCUGCUUAACGCGUGGCGGGCUCCCUACGGUGCCAGCAUCUUUCAGUCCAAAGAAACGUCCUCCGUUCUAAGCUGUGACAUCUCGGCUAAUGACAAGUUUAUCGUGACUGGAUCGGGAGACAAGAAAGCCACAGUUUACGAACUGGUCUACUGA
This is a messenger RNA of Protobothrops mucrosquamatus (brown spotted pit viper), 2184 nucleotides long. RefSeq names its product TLE family member 2, transcriptional corepressor (gene TLE2). The record is from RefSeq and is a predicted model, not a curated record. Gene Ontology annotation, molecular function: protein binding; transcription corepressor activity. Gene Ontology annotation, cellular component: transcription regulator complex; nucleus. Gene Ontology annotation, biological process: negative regulation of canonical Wnt signaling pathway; regulation of DNA-templated transcription. NCBI's taxonomy places the organism in Eukaryota, Metazoa, Chordata, Lepidosauria, Squamata, Viperidae. Bases 127 to 2184 code for a protein of 685 amino acids. The transcript is spliced from 19 exons.